This is a messenger RNA of Phytophthora nicotianae INRA-310, 669 nucleotides long. RefSeq lists its product as hypothetical. Gene Ontology annotation, biological process: respiratory electron transport chain. The coding region runs from base 71 to 412 and encodes 113 amino acids. Gene Ontology annotation, cellular component: mitochondrion. The record is from RefSeq and is a predicted model, not a curated record. The transcript has a single exon. Lineage: Eukaryota; Oomycota; Peronosporomycetes; Peronosporales; Peronosporaceae.
AACGAGUGGUUGGGAAUGACGCCUUGUGAUUGGUUGAUAAUCACACCCUUAUUUAUUCACCCUGGGAAAUAUGAUGGAUCCGAAGGUGCGGGACCUGUACAAGCGCUUCCUACUCGUGGGGCGCGACUACCCGCUGGGCCUGAGCCAUGUGCGAGAGAAGGUCAAGGCUGCGUUCUUCCAGAAUCGCGACUUGACGGACCCUGUGGCUAUCAAGAAGGCCAUUAAACGCGGUCGCUGGGUGGUGCGCGAGAUGGUGGGGGUCAUCCAGCUCAAGAAAUACCGCACGCUCAAUAGCCGCUAUACGCCUGAGGACCUGCGUGAGAAGCUGCGCGAUAUCGAGAACCGCCGAGUCUUGGCAGAACUCGAGCAGCAAUACGGAGGUGACGAUGGCACUGACGCUCGGGAAGGUUGAAGUACAAAACCCGAUAACUGUAAUGCAGACGAUGAUUCUACAGACACCACUUCUAGCCUUUGCUGUCGAUGUUGCUUUGUGUUCAUAGCGUUACAUCUCGGUGUGCAUUGUCAACACAGUGGGGCAAUGCUAAUGCUAGGCGCCCUCUGGAAGAAAUGUUCUCGCAAUUUCAAGCGCUUAGAAGAAAUGUUGCUGGAUGUUCAAGGUUGACGCAAAGACUGCACGUAAGUUUGGAAUAAACUGAAAUAUGUAGCGCC